Prorocentrum cordatum is the source of this 2351-nucleotide messenger RNA. NCBI's taxonomy places the organism in Eukaryota, Dinophyceae, Prorocentrales, Prorocentraceae. The record is from the annotation of a GenBank genome assembly.
UAGUACGCCAACCAACACCUGCCUUGAUCGCAGUGAAAUGCGUAGGCAUUGGUUCAGGCUUACGUUGACCCGUUAACAUGAGGUGAGUGUCAUGCUUGAGUGUAAGCCGAAAUCGAAACCAACAUGCAAUAAAACGAAUACUUGCAGCUGGCCCCGAAACUAAGCUGAAUAGAUCCUACUCGACGCCACCAAAUGAACUGAUGGAAGUCCGUUAACCAACUUGGUUCAGUAAGUGCUCAAGUUGGCAAGCGGUGACGGGUAUGUCGAGUUCUUGAGUUGGCCAGCGAUUGAUGCGGCUUCAUAGUGGCCGCCAGCUUCAUGUAUCUACGGGGCGCCGGCGGACUGGUAUCACUGCAGUUGUAUUACGCGCCGGUCGCUGCGGCAACACCUGGAUCUGGACCGCCCUGUUUAUUAGUGGCAGGCUUAACGCCAGGGAGCGUUCUCUGAUAGCUAAUGUCGCUAGAGAGGUAUCCGGUAUUGAGUGGCAGCUGCGCGAGGUUCCAUAUAAGAAGCGCAUGGCAGUUUUGCAGGGAUUGGCAGGCCAUGAACUCGAAGGAUGGAUUACUGAGUCGGUGAUAGAGGCUCUUGAAGCUGAUGGCACAACUGGGGAAAUUACAGAUCCUGUACUUGUGACGGCCAGUCACGCAAAUUACGGACAUUCAGUUGACGAUGUCACAAUGAUAACAAUGCUUGACGAGGCGGUCGAUUUGCACAUUCGAAACCAUGGUUUGAAGCGUCCGGUGGAAACCCAUGAGACCCCAUGGCACGCAGGUCUUGCGUCUGUUGUUGUCAACGCCGAGCUUGAUGGCUUAUAUGUCAGUGAUGGCAUAGGAGAUGUUUCGGAGUGUGUUGAUCGGAGUACGGGGGCAGAGCAAGGAGCUUCACAAAGAUGGGACACAUCAGCGCUGGUGGCAUUUGAUAGCGUCGUGGACGAUGAGCUGCGAGCCGCACUUCUCAAACUUCUAGUGGGCAAUCGUGGUUGGGACCCAGAAGAGGGCCCUGAUAUUGAAAAAUGGGAGCGCGGUACCUUCUCUGACACAGCCAUGCAAUCGGGAAGAAAGCGUGGGGCCGGCUGGGGUCUGCGAAAAAGAGCGUUAAUUGAAUUGUGCGGUGAACCACCGCGCAGGCAAACUCCGCGAGCGAUCGUUGAAUUGCAGUCGAGACUCUGCAAGCUGAUUGCGGAUGCCAAUGCAGGCAAGGGAGAGGUUAUUGUUUGUCGGAUGCCACCUGUCUACGGAGACGAUGUAUUGCCACUUGCUGUAAACGCACCUGUUGCCGAAGAUGGCGAUAUGUAUAGUUGGCACAUAGAUGCCGAUCCCUACGCAUUGCCUUCAUCGUCUUGGACAGACUGCUUUGGCCGCUACCUGAACCGGUGUCCAGGCAGGCCGCGUUUUGUGUCGGCGCUCGUGUACCUCUCGCCCAAGUGGCAUGAGGACUGGGGAGGCCCCACGAGGUUUCUUGACCCUCCGAGUGGAGAGGUUUUGAGCAUCUACCCGAAGCCUGGGCGACUCGUUCUCAUGGAUCAGGACAUAUCCCACAGCGUCACUGCGCCACGGAAAGCUGCUGGCCGGAGACCACGCUACAGUCUGGUGCUCAAGCUCGUGCUGCACGGUGCUGUUAUUCGCUUGGCAGAUCCGUCAUGGGGAGAGCCAGAAAUGAUCGGUUCCGCUCGAGGCCAGUUGCGAGGUUCGAAAAGGCAGUGAGAGUUUUUUGGUUGAUCGGCUUUUGACGCUGGGCGAUGCUGGGACACAUACUUCAGUCACAAUUCGCGCGAGUCGUGGUGAAGCAGAUGUUCGAGGCCCCAGUGUCUUACAUUUCGCCAUCCGUUUGUUCGACAUGUUCAAUGAAUGAUAUCAUGAGGACGCGUAUUGUGCGAAUGAAGCAGACGUGCACCCAGUUUGUGUUAGCCCGGUGCAAGGCGAAAGUUCAAGUAGCAAGGACAACGUUUUAGGUUAAAUGCCAAAGUUCUAGCUAAAUCCACAGCAACAGUUGAAGCUACCAGUCAGCCGCAUAUCUUGGAUACGUCUUAGCUAUCGCCCUCGAAGCCCGCGAAUCCCGCCUGGAAGCCUCGGCUGGAAGCCGCGGCGGGCGACUCUCGCAGGCACGCCCCGGAGGCUUUCCCGCUCGCCUCGGAGCCCCUGCGUGGCCGCAGCUCCCAGGACCCCCCCGGCGGAUUCCAUCCGUCGUUCGGAGAUCCUCCGAACGUUUGUGCGCGCCUGCUCGUCGGGAUGCCGGGCGAUUGCCUGGCGCGCUCAGUGCACAGAGUUUCCCUUGCGCACGCGGGCAAAAUGACGUGCAUGAUGUUAUUUGUUGACUCGGCAGUGGGUUUGCCCUUGAUCGCGGAAACGGGC